UUUGGCAUUCUGUGUGGAUCGCGAAUCUCAAGUCACAAAUCUUAGAUUUUGUAUCCAGCCCAAACGACCAAGUCAUAUUGAGCUUACAAGCAGUUAUUCAUCAGUCGACUAUCUGACUUGGCGCAGGUCGCCUUCAGAUCUCCGUAAUUAUGACUGCCAACCUGAUAAUCCGAAGUUUCCUUUUUUUCCUUUCUUUCGUUCCUGCUGCGGUAUUAUCAGCCAACUUUACCACAAUCAGGGUCCCACUCUCCAUUGCUCCCAUAGUUGGUAUUCCUCGAGAAGAUUUUAAAGAUGCGGAAGUCGCCAGAGAGCCAGACCUCUAUUCCAAAGCUACAAUUUAUGAUGAUUUGACUUUAUCAGUCAUAUAUGAUUUGAACAGAGUUCUCGACUCAUCAAUGUCCAGUGUAAUCAGCAAUAUUUUUGUGUUAGAAGAACGAAAAUUAUUGGAUAUUGAUUUGUUAUUUGCUUAUAAUUGCACCAGAUGGUGCCUGGAUCUACCGAUAAGUGAAAUGACACGCGUCACUGGGAAAACAAUGGAAAAUUUGAAAGGUAACCCUGAUCGUAUCACGGUGCUUGACUUGCAUAAUUUGAUAGUACAAACGUUGGAAGAUAUUUACUGUUUUAAAAUGGAUGUAAUUGAACAAAGACUAAAUAAGUCUUCCAAAUUCCUUGUUGAAAGUGAAUGGGCAUUGUUCGUACCACAGAUUGUUGCAGAAGCAGUCAAAUGUAAGGCUGAUAUUCUUGGUGUAACUGUGUCAGAAUUGGCUGAACUUCUUCGUACAGAUGUCGCUACGUUACUUGGCUUCACCCUUAGUGAUGUUUCCAAUACUUUCUUUCCCAAUUUUCUAUUACUUCAAAGCCGCAAGAACUUGUUUGAAACCCGGUCACUUGAUUUAGCUUAUUUGUUCGCUGGAUUAACGUCAGCCGAAGGCGAAGCGAAAACAAUGUUGUUUUAUGCUUCUCAUUCAACAAUAGCAUUCAAUUUGCGAGAUCUGGAAAUUUUGUAUGAUUGGGAAAAGCCUCAACUGUUCGCCAUAGACAACGUGCCUCUCUCAAGUUACUUUGCUGAGUGCUCUGUCAUAACGUCAAACUCAUUAUUUGCUGUAUCAAAAGCAAUUUUUGGUCAAGGAGCAACAGAGCCUACUUGUAACGUUUCCUAUGUACUGUCAAGAUCUUUGGACGAAGUAGAGAACAAGUUUAAUACCCUGACAACAAUCGAAAACAGAAAUUCACUCUAUAUUUUUAUGACUGCGACUGACAUCUCAAGUUGGUUCGUUAUGGAUGGAAUUCUUCAGUUAGAUAUAGACGAAGGUAUCUGGGUCGAAAUUCCCUCAGUGAGCCAUGUUGCUUCUGCAGACGGUAAAAAUACAACGUUCAUCAAAACCUGCUCUCUCCCACAAGUAAUUGCAUUGCUAAAGAGCACCAAUGAAUCUGGUACACUAACUCCAUUUUUGACAAUCAACAAUCCAUCGUUCCGAAAUCUUUUGCUUGCGACUUAUGGAUAUACGUACAAUGAAUUAGUCAGCUUGACAGGAACACCUUCGGCACAAAUAUCUAGCUUACCAGUUGUUGAUCUUCAUGCUAUGAUACUAGAUGCAUUGGUCGACAGAUACUCGAUUUCAGAUUUGCCCUCAUUACUUGGCGUUCCUGGGGUUGUAAACAUGCGUAUACUUUCAACCCUUCCGUCUUUUGAGUGGUCGAGGAUCGUUCGUUCUGUUAUACAAGGCUCCUUCGCACAUGCUGCAGAUGCCUUGUCUGUCAACCUAGCCGCAGGUAGCCAUGUCACAGUGACAAACCAGGCCGACGGCAAUCCAUCAAUUGGAGUUAAUCCUUCCCCUGUCUAUUUUUCACCAAAAGUUACAACAAACACCUUGGCGACGUGUCUUCUUGCACGAAAUGAAGCAGAUAUUUAUGCAAUGACUUUACCAAAUUAUCACACACUUUUUAGAGAAAGCAUAAUACCGAUCGUCCAGGGAAAGAUAACCAUUGAGAGCACACCCUUUGAAAGUCUUCUUUCGAAUGAUGAUUUAAUUCUCCGUCAAGUCUGGAAUAGGACUGUGGCCGACGUUAUUGCACAAUACACAGGUUUAUCAGUGCCGCAAUUGGGAUGCCUCUAUGGUUGGGAUCAGAACUUUCUGAACUUCAUUAAUGGAACAACUUGGGAGGAUGUUAGCGCUUUCCGACUUUGUAGCGAGUAUGAGAAGAUGACCCUUCAUGAAAUCUUGGUUCUUCUUUUAACAGCACCAAAGGUCAAUUGCUUUGCGACCAUCUCUUUGUCAGCAAGUAAUUACAAUGUCGACGAAUCGGGCAGAUUCGUUGUUGUUUUGGUUGAACUGUCUGGCGGCGAAGUUGAUAAGGAGGUUAAAGUCAUAUUGUCUGUGACGGCGGUAUCUGCAACUGCUGGUAAAGAUUUUGAAGACAAAGAACAAACUAAUGUAACAUUUGCGGCCAGAGAUACACAAAGCAAACCUGUAAUUAUCAACAUUCUCGAAGAUGACAUACUGGAAAAUAAUGAACAGUUUCUAGUAUUUAUUACAAGUACAGAUUCUGAUACAAGACUGUUAAUAUCAUCAGCAACAGUGACUAUCAAAGAUAAUGACUUCGUUUCUAUUUCGUGGCAAGUUCCUGACAAUUCAGUUUCAGAAAACAUUGGUCUCGUUACAGCUAACUUGGUUUUAAAUGGGGAUAUCGAAAAAAGCAUAGCUGUAAACGUUGCUGUUAAUGAUAUUUCAACGAGUACAUCUGAUUACGCAUUACUAACUCCCUCAGUUACGUUCAAUCCCAGUGAUAACAGUAAGACCAAGCAAGUGUUAAUCUCCAUUACCAACGAUGGCAUUGUUGAGCCAUCAGAAGCUCUGGAACUUCUCGCAAGUACAACUGACGUCUUCGUCAAUACAACUAAUACGGUGAUCUUGAUUGAAGAUAACGAUAAAAUAAUCGUCUCGUUUGUUCAAAGCACGUAUACGUUUAGUGAAGGCAUCCUUCUGCAUCAAAUAGAAGUGAAUGCUGUCGCCCCACAGCUAACUACUGAUGUUCCAAUAAGUUUGAGUACAUUUAAUGACGGUGCAUCAGCUGGUCUGGACUAUAUUAAUGCGAAUACGCUUGUGACAUUCACACCUUUUGUUGGGAGCCAGAUAAAAAGUUUCUCUGUUUCAAUCCUUCCUGACACCUUAGUUGAACUUGAUGAAACAUUCGAAGUGAACCUUGCAAUACCAACGGGAUCUGCUGAUCUCGCACAACUUUCUAAUCCAUCUAAGACCAUCGUGACCAUUCAAGAUGACGAUAAGGCAGUAAUAAACUUUAAGAGUGCCACGUACUCUGUAUUGGAACAAAUAACGGAAGUUAAUGUAACAGUCACACUGACCGGCGCACUUGGAAGACCAGUUUCAAUUGGAUAUACGACCCAAACGGGAACAGCUUCUAGUGCUGAUUUCACUGCCAACUCCGGAACCCUGACAUUUAACCCAAGCCAAGCAACAGAGCAAGUCAUUACAAUUUCAAUCGCGAAUGACAACUUCGUUGAAGCCUCGGAACAGUUUAAAGUCAUUCUUCUACUACAAGAUCCUGUUAACACUGAAAUUGGAAAUACUGGACAAACAACAGUUACCAUUCUUGAUGACGAUAAGGCUCUUGUGGAACAUGUUAAAACCAGCUACACUUUUCCCGAAGAUGGUGGUCCAGCUAUACUUGGCGUAAGACUACUGAACCUUGCUGGUCCACUACAAACAAAUGUGGAUGUCAGUGUUGCAGCGUUAGGAACAACGGCAAGUACGAAUGAUUUUACUCCACCAAACUCCACACUCACAUUCUUUGUGGGUGACUUUAACAACGAAAGAAACAUCUCAAUUCCAAUCAUUGACGACAAUCUGUUCGAAGUCGAUGAAGCGUUUUUGGUCAUUCUAUCUGCUGGCACGGAUAAUAAAGUUGAAAUAGAUCCACCAUCACAAGCUACAGUGACAAUCACAAGUGAAGACGAUGCCGUGAUAUCUUUUACACAGAAUUCGUACAGUGUUACUGAAGGACAAACUGUCCCCAUAAAUCUUCAAGUUUCGUCUGGUACGCUGGGAUCAAGUGUCACUGUGAGUGUUAGCACACAAGAUGUAUCUACAAGUUCGACUGACUUCGGAAGACCGACAUUAUCUGUUACAUUCGCCGCUGGAGAGACUGGUCCCAAGACUGUGAAUAUUUUAACUACCGAUGAUGAUAUCGUCGAAGCAAAUGAAAUAUUCACCGUUUCCUUGUCGAGUUCGUCUGGAGUAACACUUGGAGGCUCGGCAUUCGUGACGAUCAACAAUGAUGACGAUGUGACUGUUCAGUUUACUACUAGUUCAUCUACCGUUUCUGAGGGAUCAGGAUCCACUAGUGUCCAGCUUGUUGCCGUUGAGCAGAGAGAAAUUGAUGUAAUUGUGAGUGUCACCACACAAGCUGGUACUGCCUCUGCUGAUGUUGAUUACGACACAAAAACAGAAGUGGUUACAUUCAAACCUACUGACACAUUCAAAACGGUCGACUUUACUGUCCGCGAUGAUACCAAAAUUGAGGAAGAAGAAUCAUUUAAACUUGUUUUGAGUGCAAUUUCCGGCCAAGUGACAAUAGGUUCUGUUGAUGAGCACACUAUUAAAAUAGAAGACGAUGACUUUGCGACUGUGCAGUUCACAAGCGAAGUAUUCUCUGGAAAUGAAACGUUUGGUUAUGCUGACAUUUGGGUUGUUUUGACCGGCGUUUUAGAAGACCCUACCUCAGUGAGUGUUUCUACAACACAAGACACCGCUCUAGCAGGAAUUGACUAUUCCAGUUUGACCAAUUCUCCCCUGGCAUUUACACCUGGAGGACCAACAUUACAAAGGAUCAGAGUUAAUAUAACAGACGAUGUAUUCAUUGAGGGAACCGAAAGAUUCAAAGCUAGCUUAUCAACCACUAACUCGUUUACAAAAAUUGGAAGCGUUAAUGAGACAACAGUACGAAUUAUUGAUGAUGAUGUGGCCACACUUGGGUUCGCGAGCGUACUAAAUUUGGAAGUGAACGAAGGAAGCCCUGCUGUUCUUACAGCUCAGCUUACAGGACCGCUGACAACUCAAGUUUCCGCGACGGCUACCGUCGUAUUAGUCAGCGCUAGCAACGAUGAUUUUGAUGUCAUUUCAUCAACAAACUUGAACUUCAGUCCUGGAGAUGCUCAGGAAACUAUAGCCAUAACCACAGAUGGGGACGUAUUCAUUGAAGGAAAUGAAGUAUUUCAGGUCAUACUAUCAACGUCAAGCCCAAAUGUUCAAGUUGAUGAUGGAGUUACAACUAUAACAAUCUUGGACGAUGACGACGCGGAAAUAUCUCUUGCACAAAACAGUUACCAAGGCAGCGAGGACUCCUCAGUUGUCGAGGUUUCUAUCAAUCUCAGUGGUGACUUGAAAACAACGGUACAAGCAAGGCUGACUCUUUCACCACAAUCUGCUGUUUUGGGAGAUUACGCAGGAUUAGUUGAUCCGGUCAUAACUUUUUCUCCGAGUUCACCAACUACACAAAGACGCAAUAUAACUAUUGUUAAUGACGACGCUGUUGAGAAUCUCGAAUUCUUCCGCGUUGACCUGGAAGCUGUUGGCGACAAUGUCAAAAUAACACCGAUCUCAAGUGCGACAGUUACGAUAACUGACAACGACAAGGCAAUUUUUGGAUUCCAGCCUAUAAAUUAUGCUCUUCAAGAAUCUGCACCACAUGCUAACUUAUCGGUCGUUCUAUUCUCGACUACUCCGCUUCAACGAACUGUCAUGUUCAGAUACUCGACAAUCAACCAAACCGCAAAAUCACCCGGGGACUAUGACGACAUUAUCAAUGGACAACUUCAGUUUGAUGUUGGGGAUGGAAACGGAGCAGUUCGUUUUAUCUCCGUUGGGAUAAACGAUGACGUCAUUAUUGAGAGUCCUGAAAUCUUCCAAGUCGAGUUGACUGCUGUUGCAAGUGAUACUAUUUCGGCAAACACUGCAACUGUUACAAUAAUCGACAACGAUGUCCCAUCAAUUCGCUUGAUUGACACGACAAAGGAUGUAAAUGAAGGUGAUGUUCAACUUAGUGUCCGUGUUCUGCUGACUGGAACUGUUGAUAGAGAAGUCACUGCCAGGCUUACAACAUCGAAUGUAACUGCUAGUGCAAAUUCAGAUUACCAACCAAUUGAUCAAGAAAUCACGUUCCCUGUUGGGAACCCAUUUGUAGAGGUCAAAAUAACCAUCAAUCAGGAUACUUUAGUUGAAGGAGCUGAGACUUUUGAAGUUACUUUAACUAGUGAUGAUGCCAAUGUUGAAAACCCGAAGCUUACUGUCACCAUUCUUGAUAAUGAUUUUGUUACCAUUUCCUUUCAAAAUAAUGCUGCUGACGUACCGGAAAAUAGCGGUCUCGCCAUUGUGAACAUACAAUUAAGCGGUGAUCGAGCAGUUCCUAUAACCUUCGACAUCGAUACUAUAGCGGCGUCAGCUCUUAAAGACCAGGACUAUGUUUAUAAUCGCCGGGAAAUAACAAUUAAUCCUAGUGAUUCGUCCUCAUAUGUUGAAACCAUACAGAUUAAAAAUGAUCAAAUUGUUGAGGGUGAUGAAGUGUUCAGUGUGACUAUUGACGAUAGCUCUCCUCUCGUUACUUACGAUGGUUCAAACAUGCUGAUCACUAUAAAAGAUGACGACACUGCCAAUGUAACAUUCUCAAAGGCGUCUUACACCUUUAACGAAGAUGUGAAUCAGACUACUGUGAACAUUGAAAUUGAUCGUAACUUACAAACAACGGCAACUGUAACGGUUUCGUCAACAGCUAAUACAGCUACAUCUGGAUUUGACUUCACUUCUAUUGUAAAUCAAGCGAUUGUUUUUGGACCUGGUGAUUCGACAAAGUCAUUAGUUGUAACCAUUAAGGAUGAUAAUAUUGUCGAAACAGAUGAGUUGUUUACUCUAAGUUUAUCAACCGCACCAGGUUCCGCUUUACGUGUUGGUUCACCAGGCACUACAUUAAUCUCAAUUGAUGACAAUGAUGUCGCUUCAGUGGAAAUGAACUCACAAACGUACACAAGCAGUGAGGAUGAUGACACUACUCAGGUUCAGGUCAAGUUAAAUGCACUUGCACCGAUUGAACGAGAACUGACAUUCAGUAUAUCCACUAAGAACGGCUCAGCACUCUCUCCUCGAGAUUUUACCCAUCUUGAACAAGUUGGAAGAUUUAGUGCAGGUCUUGGAAAUGGUGCCACACUUUCCAUUUCAAUUGACAUUUCCGAUGACGUCGUUGUUGAAAAUACAGAAGAUUUCUACGUACAACUGGCUGAAAUAGACUCUGCUUUACAAGUAGCAAACCCUAACAGGUCAAUCGUAUACAUUCAGGACAAUGAUGCUUUUGAGGCCCAAUUCACCCAUGGUGAUCUAUCAGUUAACGAAGAAGAUGGAAAUGUGCGUGUCUCUGUUCGGCUGAAUGGACAGCAUGAACGAGAGGUUACGAUUAGGUUGAAUACUGUUCAGAACACCGCUACACCUGGUUCAGAUUAUACCACUGAAGAUAUCAACUUACGGUUCCCUGCGGGUGAUUCGAGUAAAACUGUGGACAUUGAAAUAUUGAAUGACCUAGUCAUUGAAGGGACAGAAACAUUCCGUGUGACAAUCACCUCGGGUGAUCCGCAAGUCAAAAUUUUGGAACCACAAAGUAUCACAGUGUCAAUCAUUGACACUGAUGUGGCAACGGUAUCGUUCAAUCAAAGUGAAUAUAGGGUGAAUGAAGAUGUUGGAUCUUCCGCUCUUUGGGUGGAGUUGAAAAACGAAUUGCAAAUUAACUCGGAAGUAAAAGUUGAAGUUUAUAACUUCCCGGAUACUGCAAAGACCCCAGCGGACUAUUCAUUUGCAAGUCCAACUUCAACUAUACUAACUUUUCGCGGUGGCGAAACAAAACUCCUGCCAAUUCCCUACACUGUAAAUGAUGAUGACCAUGUUGAGAACGCUGAAAGUUUCUAUGGUUUGAUAAAUGCUGAUCGGACGACUGUUGUAGCCGUUGAACCGCUGCUAGUUAGAGGGUUUAUUGAGGAUAAUGACGUCGCCAUUGUCGGAUUUACCCAAGCCGAAUAUCCUGUAAACGAGAACCAGGAUGCUUCAGUGGUAGUUGAACUUCAAAACACUCUGUCUGUAUCUGUGACUGUGAGCAUUAAAACAACAAUUGGCAAUGCUGAAUCCGCUGACUUCGGUGUAAUUACGAAACGGGAUAUAACCUUUGACCCAGGGCAAAGUUCAAAAACAGUCGAUAUUCAAAUAAUCAACGAUGGAAUUGUUGAGAAUGACGAAUCAUUUAUUGUGUCUUUGGAGACUACUCACCCAAGAGUACAGUUUAAUAGAAGUGAAGCUUCGGUUAAAAUCAUAGAUGACGACAAUGUUUCCAUCCGAUUUCAAAAAGCUCAGUACAUUGUCAAUGAAGAUGAUGGAUCAGUCCAAGUCAGUUGUCAAAUAAUCGGGUCCACUGCUAUCAACCUUAAUUACCUUGUUCAUAUUGAAGAAGGUAGCGCACGACGGGAUUCUGACUUCACAGGAGCUACCAAAUCAUUGUUGAUACAACCAGGAACCACUGAAAACACUAUCAAUGUUCCACUGGUUAAUGAUGAUAAUAUCGAGUCAAAUGAAACGUUUUCAUUGCGUAUGGAUAACUUGAAUAACGCACGUAUUGUUCUUGCAAAUCCAUCAACUACAACGAUUUUAAUUCUUGACGAUGACGCUGCAACUGUUGAAUUUUCACAACGACAGUAUAGUGUUCUUGAAAAUGGUGUGUCUGUAACUGUUACCUUAAAUCUGACGGGCGUACUUGAUCAGAAUACCACAGUAAGUGUAUCAAGCUUUGAUGUUACCGCUACAGCUGGUCAAGAUUACACAGAGAUUUCACGUAAAGAAAUAAAAUUUUCCCCCGGUGGACCAACUGAACAGGAAAUUGUAAUACCAAUUAAUAAUGAUACCCUACUGGAAGGAACAGAAUCAUUCUUACUGUCUGUUUCUUCCCAAAAUGCUUAUACCCGAAUCGGAGAAAAUGCAAAUACAACUGUAAGGAUCAUUGACGAUGACGUUGUAAGUGUUGAUUUCGUAAUUACAACGGAUGAUGUGAACGAACAAGAUGGUGCUAUAGUCGUUGAAAUUGAAAUACAAGGAACGCGAACAAGACCUGUCACUGUUAGCCUUGAAUCCUUCAAUUUGCUUGCCGUAGCUGCAAGUGAUUUUACUGCAGUGGACAGUACAGUCACCUUCCAACCGUCGGAAAGCAAGAAACUCGUUAGCGUUUUUAUUACAAACGAUGAUUUGAUUGAAAAUGACGAAACAUUCCUUCUACGCCUUUCAACCGAUGAUAAUCAAGUUAAGAUAAACGAUAACCAAAUGACAAUAAAAAUCUUGGAUAAUGACGAGGCAGCCAUCAGAUUUGAGCAAACGUCCUAUACAUUCGAUGAAAAUGAUGGUGAGGUGACUCUUGGCAUACUAUUGGCUGGUAAUCUUGGUAUUUCAGUCUCAGCGGAUGUCCAGUUCGAUGCGCAAACUGCUGAUCUUACAGACUACACACCCCCACAAACAAGGACAGUAGUGUUCACCCCAGGUUCCAACAGAGCUGACGUUAAAUUUAAUAUUACCGAUGACGAUGUGGUGGAAACGACUGAACUUUUUUCGGCAAAGCUAGAAGAAAAUAGCCCUAAAGUUGUACUUGGUUCGCCUUCAACAACAACUAUCGGUAUUCGGGACAAUGACAAUGCUCAAGUGCGUUUCCUGGUUGGAUCGAAAUCGGUGGAUGAAAACGCCGGAAACUUGAAUAUGACUAUCGAGCUUGUUACUGUUUUUCCUUUACAAAGAGAUGUCUCUGUAAGAUUUUCAACCGAAGAAGGCACAGCGCAGUCUCCUGAAGAUUUCUCAAAUGUUGCUGGAUCAACUGUGAUCUUUAAUGCAGGAGAUUCCAAUGGAGAAACACGAUAUGGGAUUGUUCCCAUUGAAGAUGAUGACAUAGUAGAAGAUCCUGAAUCAUUCACCGCAAAGCUGACAUCCAUAGAUUCUGGUUUGACUACCACAACGUUUACAUCGACUGUCAUUAGUAUCAUUGAUGAUGAUAAAGCAACAGUCCGUUUCAUACAGUCAACUUACUCAGUGAACGAACCAGCCACCUCUGUAAACCUUCUCGUUCAGUUAACUGGAACAAUUACGAGAACUGUUACGGCUAGAAUAACUACCGCAAACAUUGAUGCAAUUGGUGGAAAUGAUUAUGGUACUCUAAAUCGACUUGUAACAUUCACUCCAGGAGGGGGGAAAAUUGAAUCCAUCCCCGUUACUAUCGAUGAUGAUGCUAUCGUCGAGAAUAACGAAAGAUUCAGAGCCACCCUAACAGCAGACAAUGGAGUUACUGUACCCCCUGAUGGUGCUACAACUACUGUCUCUAUCAUUGACAAUGAUGAUGUUACCGUCACACUGGAAGCUCUCCUAAUUGAUGUGAAUGAAGCUUCCAACAACGCCAUUGUCUUGGUUAAAGUGACUGGUACUAGAGAAAGAGACAUACACGUCAAUGUGUCGACGUAUGAUAUUUCUGCAUUUUCUGUGUUAAAUGAUUACACUAAGAAGUCUGAAUUAGUAACAUUGGAACCGAAUAGCGUUCUGAAACAAUUCCUGGUCAGUAUUCUUGAAGAUACCAUCGUCGAAAGUACUGAACAGUUUGGAGUACGUGUAACAUCCACUGAUCCGCAAGUGAAUAUUGUAAAUGGAGAUCUUCGGGUUUCGAUAGCCGACAAUGACCGGAUUACUUUAACAAUGAGGCAAAGUACCUAUGCAGUAGACGAAGAUGACAUUGUUGUAUUGGUACAUGUGAAUGUGACUGGACAGACGGCAAUCGAUAUCGGAGGAAGUAAACUAUCAACGAGCGCAAUAACUGCUGGAUCUCCGGGCGAUUAUACCAAUAUUGAACGCACAAUCCUUGUUACGCCAAGUUCGUCAACGUUCACGGUAUCCAUACCUAUUCAAAAUGAUGGAAUUAUUGAAUCAGAUGAAACUUUCCGAGCUAUAUUAUCUACCACCAACUCCGCCCAAGUCGAUAUCGGAACACCAUCAUUUAGUUUGAUUACCAUAAAAGAUGAUGACGCAUUGUUCAUAUCAUUUGAGCAGCCAAACUAUAUUGUAUCGGAGAAUGAUGGAACAAUAACUGUUGGUGUGGUUGUUACCGGCUCCACAUCUCUUACUUUGGAAUUUGGUGUCACAGCCACAAGCGGAAGCGCUACCACACCUGCAGACUAUAUUCUGCUACAAUCCACGGUAGAAUUAACACCAGGUGUAGCAAAGCAUGAAAUCAGUGUUAGACUUACCAAUGACCUAAACCUCGAAAACAAUGAAACGUUCACUCUGAAUUUGAACAACAAAGGAGAUACUCGUGUUCGUUUAUUAGGACUUGGACAAACUACUAUUUUGAUCAUGGAUGAUGAUGCUGCUACAAUACAAUUUACGCAAGAUCUUUACCCUGUUAAUGAGAAUGAUAAGUCAGUACAAGUGGUGUUAAAUAUUGUUGGAGUACUCGAUCAACCUGCAACUGUUUGGGUGUCAAGUAGAAAUAAUUCAGCAUUAGCAGGAAUUGAUUAUGAUAAAGUUACCAAUCAGGAGGUGACGUUUGUUCCCGGUGGACCGACCAACCAAACUUUGAAUGUUACUAUUAUUGAUGAUAACAUUCUAGAAGGAACAGAAUCGUUUUAUUUGGACGUCUCAUCUUCGGUUAACAACAUAAAAAUUGGCGACAGGGGAUCCACUACGAUACGAAUAGUUGACGAUGAUUCUAUUAGUGUGGAAUUUGUAAAGACGAGAGAUGACGUUUUAGAAUCCAAUGGUGUACUUCCGGUUGACGUUGCAAUAACUGGCCAACGUAGUGUGAAUGUUGUUGCCAAAGUGAAGUCAAACAACCUCGGUGCAAUUGCUGGUGCUGACUACAAUGAAGUUGAUGAAACAAUUACUUUUCUACCAAAUGAAACACAACCAAGGCGAAUACUUGUGAUUAUACGUCACGAUGUAAUAGUUGAAAAUGACGAACAAUUUGUGUUACUUCUCUCCACUGAAACUGCAGGAGUUACCCUUGGCGAUAAUGUAUUCACUGCUACUAUUAAAGAUGAUGAUUUUGCUGUCAUCCGCUUGGAAAAGAGUUCCUACACAGUCAAUGAAAGCAUUUCAUCACUCAAAAUUGGUGUUAUAAUGGAUGGGCAACAUUCCAUAGCAAUUGAUGCUAAUGUCGCGUUGACUCCGGUGACUGCAGUCGUAGGAGAUUAUCUCGUGGGUAAUGGUGAUGUUACAUUCGAUCCUGGGGAAACAAAAAAAGAAAUCACUGUUUUCAUUCCUGAUGAUGAGAUUGUAGAAGCUUUGGAAUCUUUCGAAGCAAAACUUACUGGUGACUCUCACACAGUUGUUGGUACACCUAGAGAAGCCACAGUUUUCAUCCAGGAUAACGACGUCUCUGAAAUUCGAUUCGAAAUCAAUGAAUACUCCGUCAAUGAGGCAGAUCAAAUCGUUAAUUUGACUGUUGUUUUACUAACUGUCUUGCCAUUGGGUCGCGAUGCUUCUUUCAGUUUCGUUACCCAGGAUGGAACAGCGGUGUCUUCAAACAAUGUAGACUUCGACAAAGCAGUUGGUUCGAUUGUAGUAUUCCAGCAAGGUUCCAGCAAUUAUACAACAAAACAAAUCUCAGUUUCAAUUAUUGAUGAUUCAAGAACCGAGUCGACUGAAUCAUUUUCAGUUGAACUCUCUGCUGUGACUGGUGGUGGCCUUGUCCCUGUAAAUCCAUCUAGUGCCACUGUUAACAUUGUGGACGAUGACAACGCAAUAUUAAUGUUUGCACCUGACUCGUAUACGAUAGUGGAGGGUAGUGGUACCGUUUCUGUCAUAAUAGUUCGAAUUGGAGCAAUUGAAAGAGAUGUCUCGGCAUUUUUGACCCUGCAAUCUGGAACAGCAACGGUUGCUGACUACACAGGUGUUCCCACAGUAGUAACAUUUACUCCAAUUGAUUUGCGGAAGACUGUUUCCAUUACAAUUAAACAAGAUGUAAUAGUAGAAGGGACCGAAUCUUUUACCGCCGGUCUAACUGCUGUCUCUGGGGCAACGAUCCCCGAGGAUGGAAAGUCUGCUACGAUUACCAUCUUGGACGACGAUGUUUUAACGAUUGUCAUGGAAGCUGUUCCCACAACUGUUAUAGACGAAGAUGGUGACAGCGUCACUGUUAACGUCAGAGCUGUUGGAGGUCUACAAAGGGAGAUCAAUCUUAACGUGUUCACAUAUGAUAUAACUGCUGCAGCUGGUGAUGACUAUGUUUCAAAGAACGAAAUAAUUACAUUGAAUAGCACAAAAACUAUAGAAACGUUUGUUGUUGCUAUACGCAAUGAUAAUGUCGUGGAGAACACAGAAACAUUUGGCGUUAAUGUCUCAACAAGUGAACAACAAGUCGAACUGCAAGAUGAGACGGUCGUUAUUUCAAUCCGGGACGAAGACAAGUUGACAUUGUCCAUUGCUCAAGGAACUUACACCGUCCAAGAAGAUGCAGGGUCUUUCUCUGUUAACGUAACCGUCUCGGGAACAACAGAUGUGCUUGUUACUGGAAGUACGCUGACCACGCGAAACGGAGCAGCUGUCAGUCCUGGUGAUUACGAAGCCAAAACACAGAGUCUCUUCAUUGUGCCAGGACAGAAUAGUCCUAUUGAAGCAAGAAUAACUGUUAAUGAUGAUCAACUAACAGAAGGAAAUGAGAAUUUUAUCCUGGAAUUGUCAACGUCUAAUGCCAACCAGAUCUCUAUAGGCAGAUCCACUGCUGUUGUGACAAUCGAAGAUGACGAUGUUGCAACUGUCCAAUUUGUAUCAAAUCGUUAUUACGUCAAUGAAACCAAUAAUUCCACACGUCUCGGCAUCCUUUUGUCAGGAAAUCUCGCUCAACCAGUUCUAGUCGGGUUGAACACAGCCCAAGAUACCGCUUCUGCUGGUCUAGAUUACGUUCAAGUUAAUAACCUCGAGUUAACGUAUACACCAGGAGGAGAUGUCCUGCAAUAUGUUGAUAUAACUAUACUUAAUGAUGAUUUGAUUGAGGGAUCUGAAGACUUCACUGCUGGCUUGACGCCGUCCCCACCAUUAGUUAAUCUUGGAACUAUUGCUACAACUACAGUAACAAUCAUUGAUGAUGAUGUCGCUGGAAUCGGAUUUGCUUUAUCGAAUAUUACUGUUCCCGAAAAUGGAGGAACGGUUCAGAUUGCAGUUGAAUCCACCGGAGGUCUGAACACUACUGUAACCGUCAGUGUUACUGUGACGGGAAGCACAGCUUCAUCAAAUGAUUACACAGUUUCUGAUAAUAUCAUAUUCACAUUCUCUCCAACUGGACCAUCACGUCAGCACUUCAAUUUUACACCAAAUGAUGAUCCCAGAAUUGAAGGCGACGAGGUUGUUUUGGCAUUAUUAUCCACGACAGACCCUCAAGCAGAAAUCCUUACUAGACAGAUACGAAUCACAAUUCAAGACGACGACAAAGCGAUUGUGCGCCUGGAUAAAAGCUCCGUCCAAAAUACUGAAGGAAGUCUGGCGUCUAUAAAUGUUUUGUUAACUGGGGAGCUGGAUAAAUCUGUAACAGUAAACCUGAAAGCAAAUGGAUUGACAGCUACAAAAGGAGAUGACUUUACUUUCGCCGAUCAAUCAGUUGUUUUCCAACCCGGAGACACACAGCAAACACGUCUAGUUGUAAUUAAUGGCGAUAAUGUGGUAGAGCCCACAGAAUUCUUUAAUGUGGUACUGACUUCUACCGAUGGGAAUGUUCAAAUCGGAACUCCAAGCACAACUGUUGUGACCAUUGAAGAUGAUGACGAGGCAUCUUUAUAUUUUUCAAGCGGUACAUACCUUUCUUCGGAAGUUGACAAACAAGUCACCUUGACCGUUGUUUUGGCGACCAAUGCUCCACUUCAAAGAGAAGUUACAGCAAGCUUUACCUUAUCGGGUUUGACUGCGGUGUCUCCUGAAGAUUUUCCAUCCAACACCAACGCAACUGUUACCUUUAACGUUGGAGAUAGUAACUCGGCAACUCGAGACCUUGUAAUCUCUGUGGAAGAUGACGAUAUUGUGGAACCAACACAGACUUUCACAGUUACCAUUGUUACAUCCGACGAAGUGCUUAAUCCAGGGACAGCAACAGUAUUCAUCGAAGACGAUGAUGAUGUCUCCGUUCGCUUCGUAAAGAAUCCUUACUAUUUUGAAGAGGAUGAAGUGGUUACAAACGUUAAUGUCCUAGUCUUGUCGACCUCUCCGUUACAAAAGUCAAUUACGAUCGGGAUUGCUUCAGAACAAAAUUCAGCUAUAGCUGGUGAGGAUUAUAUAUCAUUAUUUGCGAACAACACAAUAGUUAUUUCUCCUUCGGAUGGAAACGAAAAAGACAUUCCAGUGGAAAUAAAAGAUGAUUCGCAUUUUGAAGAUGAAGAAAACUUUAGGAUUAGGUUGUCAACAACCGAUCCAUCAGUUAAAGUAAUUUCACCUGAACUGGCGAAUGUGUUCAUUACUGAUGAUGAUGAUGCUGUUGUUGGCUUCCAACAAGAAGUUUACUGGACUACCGAGGAUAGUGAAAAUGUUGAAAUCUGUGUCUCAAGUUCUAUUCAACUUCAUGACAAUAUUAUAGUAACUGUGAGCACCAUAGCUGGAACCGCUUCGACAUUAGAUUUCGUACCUGUGGCCCAACAGUUAACUCUUACAUCAACGGCUGCCGUAUGUUUGAACGUCACUUUAAAGCAAGAUCUUCUUAUUGAAGGAAAUGAAACAUUCUCUGUGCAGUUGACCACUGCUAACCCGCGUGUACAGAUACCGAAAAGAGUUGCUUUCGUGCACAUUGUUGAUGAUGAUGUGAACGAGUGCCGUGACGCGACUGAUGAUUGUCAUCCUACACGUGCAAUUUGCAGUGAUACAGAAGAUUCAUUCACGUGCACAUGUCGGCCAGGGUAUACAGGCGACGGGCGAACUUGCGAAGACAUAGACGAAUGCGCAGAGAAAACACACAGCUGUGAUAGGAAUGCGAACUGCACCAACACAAUUGGUGGUUACGAGUGCCAUUGUCAUGCAGGUUACACAGGCGAUGGUUUCACUUGUACAGAUAUCAUCGAAUGCAAUCCUAAUCCAAAUCAGUACCCAUGUCACAGGUUUUCAUUUUGUAAUGAUACCAUGGGCUCUUUCGUUUGUUGGUGUCCUGCUGGUUUUGUUGGUGAUGGAUACAACUUCUGUAACGACACAAAUGAAUGUGAAUUGGGAACACACAAUUGCGCCAGUGUCGCAGCAUGUGAGAAUACUCGCGGAUCAUACAUUUGCCGUUGUCCAAGAGGUUUCUUUGGUGAUGGCAAAACUUGUGUUGAUGUUAAUGAAUGCGCUGAUGGAACUGACCUUUGCCAUGAUAAUGCAUGGUGCAACAACACCAUUGGGUCAUAUUCUUGCACUUGCAAGACUGGCUAUGAUGGAAACGGGCGAGUCUGUAACGAUGUCAAUGAAUGUUCAAACCACCCAUGCGACGCAAAUGCUACCUGUAACAAUACAGAUGGUUCUUUCAAUUGUGUAUGUAAGCUUGGUUUCACAGGAGAUGGUUUAACUUGUUCAGAUAUCAAUGAAUGCAAUGGUAACCCAUGUCAUCCGAAUGCAACAUGUGAUAAUACUCUGGGUAGCUAUGAUUGUGAGUGUAAGACUGGGUUCACUGGUGAUGGCCGUAACAACUGCCAAGACAAACACGAAUGUAAUCUUGGAACAGAUAACUGCCACGUAAAUGCAAACUGCGUAAAUAAUAUUGGAUCAUUUAUGUGCACUUGCCUGGCUGGUUUUACCGGAGAUGGCGUCUCCUGUCGGAAUAUCAACGAAUGUGAUACACCAAAUGUUUGUAAUACGUAUGCAACUUGUAACGAUACCCAAGGUUCCUUUACAUGCACGUGUAAUUCUGGUUUCACAGGCGAUGGAAAAACGAACUGCGCAGAUAUAAUAAAUUGUAUCCCAACAAGUUUCGAUUGGCCUUGCCAUCAAAGAGCACGGUGUGAAGAUAAGCCUUUAGGAUCAUAUACUUGCACCUGCGAUGAAGGUUACACAGGAGAUGGAGCUAUUUGCGAUGACAUCGACGAAUGCACACAGGGUCUUCAUGACUGCAGUGAAGAGAACUCUGAAUGUGUUAAUGAGCCUGGAACAUUCCGUUGCCAAUGUAAAGAUGGUUAUAUACUUGAUGGGAAAAUUUGUAUAGAUUUCAAUGAGUGUAAUGACACCAGCCUUUGUAAUGUUACAACAUCCACCUGUGUGAAUCUUCAAGGAAGCCAUAAAUGUAUUUGUAAAGACGGCUUUACUCAAACAGCUGAUGAUCAAGACUGCUAUGACCUGAAUGAGUGUAACAAUUCGACUGACAAUAACUGUCAUGAAAAUGCAAAUUGCAUCAAUACGUUCGGCAGUUUCAACUGUACAUGCUUGCCUGGAUUCGUCGGAGAUGGGGUGACUUGUCUUGACAACGACGAGUGCAAAGUUGACCCAUGUCAUUCAAAUGCCAAAUGUGACAACACUCCCGGAAGUUAUACAUGUUCUUGCAAAAACGGUUUCACGGGCGAUGGCAUUAAUAAUUGUUCAGAUAUUAACGAAUGUCCAGGAGCAUGCGUUCCAAUUUUAGCUAGAUGUACGAAUUCACCUGGUUCAUUCAAUUGUGAGUGUAUCCCAGGUUACACGGGAAAUGGAGAAAAUUCGUGUGUUGAUAUCAAUGAGUGUGAAAACCAAAAUCCGUGUUCAGGAGGUACAUGUGAAAACACAAUCGGUAAUUUCACAUGCACAUGUACUGAAGGGUACAAUCUUCAAGGAAAUGUCUGUGUUGAUAUCGACGAGUGCCUACAACCUGGUAUUUGUACGGCAGCCAAUUCUAAAUGUAAAAACUAUGAUGGGUCAUUUAAUUGUGAAUGUAAUCCAGGAUACGAGGGCUUGAAUUGCAUAGAUAUCGAUGAAUGCGCGAAAGGCACGGACGAUUGUCAUGAGAAGGCAAACUGUACAAAUAUUGAAGGAAAUUUCACUUGCCAGUGCGAUUCAGGUUACACGGGUGACGGUAGAGACUGUAAAGAUAUUGAUGAAUGUGCUGAAAAGAUGCAUAAUUGUCAUCCAAAUGCUACGUGUAAUAAUGUUAUCCAUCCGUUUUCAUGUCAUUGUAAACAAGGUUUUUCUGGCGAUGGUGUACAGUGUCCAGAUAUAAAUGAGUGUGAAAGUGGUACUGCCGAUUGCGCAGAUAACGCAACGUGUACAAACAUCCUCGGAUCAUUCAAAUGUGCUUGCAAUAAUGGUUUCACUGGUGAUGGUAAAGUAUGCGAUGAUAUUCCAGAAUGUAAUGGAUCUCCUUGUGACGUUAAUGCUGAAUGUUUAGAAGAACAGGGAGGGUUUUCUUGCCGAUGUAAAAUUGGGUACACAGGAGAUGGACGCACUUCGUGUGAAGACAUUAAAGAAUGUGACACUGAUCCAUGUCAUCCUAAUGCUAAUUGCACAGAAUUGCCAGGAUCAUAUGAAUGUAAAUGUAACUCUGGGUAUAUAGGAAAUGGAACAGCUUGUGAUGAUGUUGACGAGUGCAGAGACCGUGCAUUUUGUCAUGCAAAUGCCAAGUGUGAAAACACUAUUGGUUCGUAUAACUGCACAUGUGCUAGUGGCUAUGAAGGUGAUGGCAAAAUGCGAUGUGAUGACAUUGAUGAAUGUAUGGACAUUAAUAAAUCUGAUUGUGAUGAUAAAGCUAACUGUACGAACAAAAAUGGAACAUUUGAUUGUACAUGCAACCAAGGUUAUUCAGGAGAUGGAAAAUCUUGUAGUGAUAUCAAUGAAUGUCGUUUAAAUACUGACAAUUGUCACGGGAAUGCGACGUGUACAAACGAAGAAGGCUCGUAUACUUGUGCAUGCGACCCUGGUUUUACUGGAAAUGGUAUCUUGUGUGAAGAUAUACCUGAAUGUUCUUCAAACACUCACAACUGUCACGAAAAUGCAAAUUGUACUGAAGUAGCUGGGUCAUUUACUUGUUCAUGCAAGACUGGUUAUACUGGAAAUGGAACCUUCUGCGAAGAUAUCAAUGAAUGUGAUUUGAAUACUGACAAUUGUGACGUGAAUGCGAAUUGUACAAAUAUAAAAGGCUCGUAUACUUGUGCAUGUAACCCUGGUUUUACUGGAAGUGGUACCAAGUGUGAAGAUAUCAAUGAAUGUGAAUCUAACCCAUGUGGUGCGACUUUGACUUGUGAAAACACGUAUGGAAGUCACCGCUGCAACUGCCCUCGGGGACAGAAUUACGUAGAUGACGUCUGCAAAGAUGUUCUGGUCUUCAACCUGCAGUUUGUUAUUACAAAUGUGACAUAUUCUGACGCGCUGGGCAAUUCAAACAGUGAAGAACAUUUGAAGUUAAAACAUCAACUUGAAAACUCGGUAAAUAAGGUGUACUCACGUUCUGCGGAGGGUGAACAUUACAUUGAAUCUGCACGUUUAGAAGAGUUAAGCAAAAAGCCAGCAGACUUUGUGACAGCAAACUUUCGUAUAUUCUUCAACACGGAUGUAAGAGAUAUGUCGAUGACUGACGUCCAGGAUAUUUUCGUAUCAAAUGUGACACAUGGCAACAAAAAAGCCCUCGAACCGCGUUUCGAAUUGGACAGUAUUAAUGCAGGUGAUUAUGAUGAAUGCAAGUACAAUCCUAGCGUGUGCGAUGCAGACAAGUUGUGCAGGAACUACCCAGGAACGUAUCGAUGUUAUUGCAGUAGUCCUCGAGAAGUGAAGGUUCUAGGCGAGUGCACAGCAAUCAUCAGUUACGAAGCUUCUAUAACAAUCAAUCUUUCAUUCGUCACUGAACUGGGAAAUGCCACAUCUUUGAUAUUCCUCCAACUUGCUGAAGAGAUCCAAGUGCAGCUGAACAGGUAUUACAGAAGUUUAUAUCCAGACACUUUCCAAAGCACCCAAGUUACUGGCAUGAGCUCUGGGUCUGUUGUUAUUCAGUAUCUGGUCUUUUUCAAAACUAAUGCCAACGUGACACAAAAUGGUGCAUCCUUAACUAAAGAAUUGUCGGAUGCAAUCAUAAAGAAUGGAUCUAUGUUGGGAAGACAUACAGUCAAUACUUCAAAGUUAACACAUGGCGACUACGAUGAGUGUCAUAUUUCAAAUCUGGUUGAUAUAAAAGAUUGCGACAAGAACGCCAACUGUACCAAUGUUAUGAGUUCGUAUACCUGUGUUUGCAAUGAAGGAUAUUACGGAGAUGGAAUCAAAUGCUCAGCAUUGGAAGACCCGAAUCCACCAAUUGACGAUCUUUGGUGGCUGGUAUACGCUAUCGUAUUCGGCGUUGCGUUCUUGAUCAUUGUCAUGUUCAUCCUGUUUGUAUGCUGCUUGGAAAAUGCCGAGGAAAGCCAGUACAUGGUGGAUAAUACAACACUAGUUGACAGAAAUAGAUAUUUCUUUGGAAAUGAAUCAGUGGGUAUUGAGAACCCAGAUAUAGAGAUGUCGGCCCGUAAUGGUAAAAACCAGAACGCAGCCAUAUACACAACGAGUCCUCCACAACAAACAAGAUUGGAAUCCUACAAAGUCAACCCCAUGUUUUAUGAAACUAAAUCACAAGCCGAACAAUCAAGCGUAGGUGGAAAAAGCAGCGUCAGUACUGGACAAGAAGGAUAUAUCGCACUUUAAGAAGCCGUUGAAUCCGUAUAAUCAACUUAUAACUAACAGUAAAUGAUAAAAAUAAUCUCAUUAUACUUUUGCACUGGACCUUUAGAAUUCUUGCACAUUUUCUACCUAAUUUUUGUAACAUGUAUACCUUGACGUGGUGAAAUAUUAAACCAUUUUCU
This is a messenger RNA of Dendronephthya gigantea, 20800 nucleotides long. RefSeq lists its product as uncharacterized. Lineage: Eukaryota; Metazoa; Cnidaria; Anthozoa; Malacalcyonacea; Nephtheidae. The transcript is spliced from 123 exons. Gene Ontology annotation, cellular component: membrane. The coding region runs from base 150 to 20642 and encodes 6830 amino acids. Gene Ontology annotation, biological process: metal ion transport; cell communication. The record is from RefSeq and is a predicted model, not a curated record. Gene Ontology annotation, molecular function: calcium ion binding.